AUGUCGAACGAAAAAAUGAAGGAGAAAGAAGAGGCUGAGCUGGCUCAAGAGGACGAGCUUGCACGGGCAAAUGGAGCGGAUGCCGCCAUGGCAAUCUCCAAAUCCUUAGCUUGUCUCAUCUCUGCCUUCCUCUUUAUUUCCAUGAUUCAAGCUCAUGCAAAGAUCAUCAAUACUAAUGGGAUUGGAGAGUAUGCUCUUGGUGAUGUCAAAAUAGAUACAGAUUGUGGAGCGGAAUGUUCUAGAAGGUGUUCUCUAUCAUCCAGGCCAAACUUAUGCCACAGGGCUUGCGGCACGUGCUGUGCUAGGUGCAACUGUGUGCCACCUGGCACCGCCGGCAACGACGAGGUCUGCCCCUGCUGGGCUAAUCAGACUACUCACGGCGGCAGGAAAAAGUGCCCUUAAUUAAUUAAAAAUUCUAAUCUUAAUUAAUUAUGUGUUGAAUUUAGGGUAUUUUGUUCUUUUGUUAAUGAUGUUAUCGUCCAAAUUGUUUCUUCAAAUGAUUUAAAUAAAAUCUAUUUUCAUCAUUCGCAAAUUUCCACACCAAACACCAUCUUAAUACGGUACGCUGAAAUACACCGAGUAAUUUUGAAUCAUUGAUCUACGCAUAAUAACACACA
Molecule: messenger RNA, 617 nt
Organism: Erythranthe guttata (spotted monkey flower)
Lineage: Eukaryota; Viridiplantae; Streptophyta; Magnoliopsida; Lamiales; Phrymaceae
Source: RefSeq, a predicted model, not a curated record